AGUUCCAGCGUGAGUUAAGCACCAAGUAGGUCUUGAAUACAGUGAAUACUGGGGCCCAUGUGCUGCUGGGAAAGAUCCUACAGAACCACAUGCUGGACCUCCGAAUCUCCAACUCCAAACUCUUCUGGAGGGCACUGGCCACGUUGCAGAGGUUCUCUGGACAGUGCAAGGCUCGCUGCAUCGAGAGCCUUCUUCAAGUGAUCCAUUUUCCUCAACCACUGUCGGAUGAUGUCUGCGCUGCCCCCAUCUCCUGCCAUGUCCAGGUUGCCCACGAGAAGGAAAAGGUGAUCCCCACAGCCUUACUGAGCCUUCUACUCUGGUGCUCCAUCACUGAGACUAAGGCACUUCUGGCUGCAGCUUCUUCAGUCUGUGAGGUUGUUAGAAGCAUCCUCUCUGGGCCGGGUCAGAAGCGCAGCACGCAAACCCUUGGAGACCCUACCGCCUGUGGUGCCCUGAAUUGA
This is a messenger RNA of Grammomys surdaster, 461 nucleotides long. Its product is annotated as glucokinase regulatory protein-like. NCBI's taxonomy places the organism in Eukaryota, Metazoa, Chordata, Mammalia, Rodentia, Muridae. Gene Ontology annotation, cellular component: mitochondrion; nucleoplasm; cytosol. The transcript has 3 exons. The record is from RefSeq and is a predicted model, not a curated record. Gene Ontology annotation, molecular function: enzyme binding; fructose-6-phosphate binding; enzyme inhibitor activity. The coding region runs from base 90 to 461 and encodes 123 amino acids. Gene Ontology annotation, biological process: response to fructose; glucose homeostasis; negative regulation of glucokinase activity.